This is a messenger RNA of Sporothrix schenckii 1099-18, 723 nucleotides long. Its product is annotated as ubiquinol-cytochrome c reductase cytochrome c1 subunit. Gene Ontology annotation, molecular function: heme binding; electron transfer activity. NCBI's taxonomy places the organism in Eukaryota, Fungi, Ascomycota, Sordariomycetes, Ophiostomatales, Ophiostomataceae. Gene Ontology annotation, biological process: mitochondrial electron transport, ubiquinol to cytochrome c. The transcript has a single exon. The record is from RefSeq and is a predicted model, not a curated record. Bases 1 to 723 code for a protein of 240 amino acids.
AUGUCCUCCCAUUGCGCUCAGCUGCAGCGCACUAACUUCGCUUACCGCAGUCUGCGCCGUGGUUUCCAGGUCUACCGCGAAGUCUGUGCCGCCUGCCACUCGCUCAACCGUAUUCCCUUCCGCACUCUGGUCGGCUCCGUCCUGACCGUCGACGAGGCCAAGGCUUUGGCUGAGGAGAACGAGUACGACGCCGAGCCCAACGACCAGGGUAUCAUCGAGAAGCGUCCCGGCAAGCUGUCGGACUACCUGCCCGACCCGUACCCGAACGAGGAGGCCUCGCGUUUCGCCAACGCCGGUGCCCUGCCGCCUGAUCUGUCGCUGAUUGUCAAGGCUCGCCACGGUGGCUGCAACUACAUCUUCUCGCUGCUGACUGGCUACCCCGAGGAGGCUCCCGCAGGUGCCCAGGUUGGUGCUGGCCUCAACUUCAACCCCUACUUCCCCGGCACCGGCAUCGCCAUGGCCCGUGUCCUGUUCGACGGCCUCGUUGAGUACGAGGACGGUACCCCGGCUUCGACGUCUCAGAUGGCCAAGGAUGUCGUCGAGUUCCUGAACUGGGCGGCCGAGCCCGAGAUGGACGACCGGAAAAAGAUGGGCAUGAAGGUGCUUGUUGUGACGUCGGCUCUGUUCGCCCUCAGCGUUUGGGUCAAGCGGUACAAGUGGGCCUGGCUGAAGUCGCGGAAGAUCGUCUACGACCCUCCCAAGGGCUCGUCGGGUGGUCACUAA